UCCUCCCUCUUCCUCCCUCUUCCUCUAACUUGCUCUUCCUUUAACUUGCUCUUCCUCUCUCUAUCUUCCCUCAUCUAUUAUCAUGGCACCUUGUCAGCUGGCCUGCUUAAAGCCAUCCCACCCUAGCUGCCGGCUUCUGAUCCUAGAGCUGUGGUUGGCUUGUCGCUCUCAACGUCGCCGUCACCUUGUUUCGCAGCCCUGGCAUGCAGCUCUCUCAGCCAAUCGACUCGUCUACAAAGGUGUUGGCAACUGCGCCGGCAGUGUGUUGCAAGCCAACCACCAUGGUUAUGACAUGCCAGGAUGGAAGGGAAGAGGUGGGCUAAUGCAGACAAAUAAAGAAGGCAGGUUAAGGCAGGCAGAUGAAGAAGCAUUCGUGGGUAUACUCCACGACAAUAAGAUCAUCUUCACCAAGGGCCACGGAACAGUUGUCGGCAACCAGCCUAACCUUAAACCACGUCAUCCUGGUCCCGAUACAGUUUACGGCAUAGGGUCCAUGACAAAGAGCUUCGUGGUUGCGUGUCUUGCAAAGGUCCGUUGGGAGGGCAAGAAAGCCGAGUUUGAAUGGAGCACACCGAUGAAGGAUCUGAUUGAUGGUUUCAACACCGAUGACAGAAUACAGCACUUGGUCACUCUUUCCGAUUUCCUCUCUCACCGAACUGGGCUCAACGGAGAUAUGUCUAUCGCCCAUCAGGGAGACCAAGAGUUCCUCCUUGUUACGAUCCAAUCAGAAACCCCUUAUGUAAGCUAA
Neurospora tetraspora is the source of this 748-nucleotide messenger RNA. RefSeq lists its product as uncharacterized. The coding region runs from base 83 to 748 and encodes 221 amino acids. The record is from RefSeq and is a predicted model, not a curated record. Lineage: Eukaryota; Fungi; Ascomycota; Sordariomycetes; Sordariales; Sordariaceae. The transcript is spliced from 3 exons.